GAUCUCUCCCCACGGGCAGGAAGUUCCCAGAGGUCAGGACACGACCCCCAGGUCGAGGACCACACUGUCCCUGUCUGUGUCCUGGGACCACGUGAGGAUGCUGCAGUGGCUUCUUGUCUUCCCUGCUCUGGGCCUUGGGGUCUGGGGUAAUUCCUCCUGGGAUGAAACACAAGCUAAACACCAGUCAGAGGGGCCUCAGGACCUGUUCGGCAACAUCUCCCAGCUCAUUGAUAAAGGCAGACUGGGUUUUGGUGGCGUCUCCACCGUGGUCUCUCGCAAGGAGUGGGGGGCGGACACUGUUGGUUGCUGUGCCCCACUGGCCCUGCCAGUGGACUACCUCAUCAUGCACCAUGUCCCUGGGCUGGAGUGUCACAACCAGACCGGGUGCAGUCAGAGGCUGCGGGAGCUGCGGGCACAUCAUGUGCGCAAUGGCUGGUGCGACGUGGCCUACAAGUAAGAGGCUGGGCUGGAGGCAUGUGACCAAGCGGCUCCUUGGGGCGCCUCCCUCACCCCUUCUCAUCUCUGUUUCUUCAUUUUCUGGGUUGUGGUUGUAUCAGGUUGCUAAUGAAUGAAAUGCAAAGAAAAACCACCAAAUAAAGUUCCAACUCCUUUGGAA
This is a messenger RNA of Sus scrofa (pig), 616 nucleotides long. The record is from RefSeq. NCBI's taxonomy places the organism in Eukaryota, Metazoa, Chordata, Mammalia, Artiodactyla, Suidae.